AUGGCCAUGGCUUCUUCCCAGCCGAAGCAGCAGAUGUUCGGCGAGCCCAUCUCUCUGGUUGGCCCGACGCCGGCCGACCUCGAGGCCACGGCGGAGCUGGAGAAGGUCCUGCGCGAAGCGGGAAUGUACGAGAGCCCCCAGGAGUCGGCUGUCCGCGCCGAGGUGCUGCGCGACCUCCAGGGCAUCGUCGACCGCUGGGUGAAGCAGCUCACGCUCAAGCAUGGGUACCCCGACGCCAUGGUCGACGAGGCCACCGCCCUGCUGCUCCCCUUCGGAUCCUACCGCCUCGGCGUCCACGGCGGCGGCUCCGACAUCGACGCGCUCGUCGUCGGUCCCUCCUUCGUGGACCGCGACCAAGACUUCUUCGGUGUGCUGGCCGGCGCGCUGGCCGAGGCGACGGAGGCCGUGACGGACCUGCAGCCCGUGCCCGGCGCGCACGUCCCCGUCAUGAAGCUUAGGUUCCGCGGCGUGCAGGUGGACCUCGUCUACGCCAGCGUCAACCUCCCCGUGGUGCCCCGGGACCUGGAUCUGAGCGACCGCGCCGUGCUCCGCGGCCUGGACCACGUCACCGCCCGCAGCAUGAACGGCGUGCGCGUGGCCGACGAGAUCCUGCGGCUGGUCCCCGACGCCGCCGCGUUCCGCACGGCGCUGCGGUGCGUGAAGCUGUGGGCCAAGGCGCGGGGCGUCUACUCCAACGUGUCCGGCUUCCUCGGCGGCGUGGCCUGGGCCAUCCUGGUGGCGCGCGUGUGCCAGCUCUACCCCAACGCCGCGCCCAGCAUGCUGGUGUCGCGCUUCUUCAAGGUGCUCAGCCAGUGGAAGUGGCCCACCCCGGUGAUGCUCUGCGACAUCGAGCACGACGACGAGCUUGGCCUCCCCGUCUGGGACGGGCGGAGGAACCCGCGCGACCGGACGCACCUCAUGCCUGUCAUCACGCCGGCGUACCCGUGCAUGAACUGCACCUACAACGUCUCGCAGGCCACCCAGCGGAUCAUCAAGGAGCAGAUCCAGGCCGGCCACGUCGCGUGCCAGGAGAUCGCCGCCGGCGGCGACCGCGGCUGGGGCGCGCUGUUCCAGCCGUUCCCGUUCUUCAGGACGCACAAGAGCUACCUGCAGGUGGACGCGACGGUGGCGGGCGGCGAAGAAGAGCUCCGGGAGUGGAAGGGGUGGGUGGAGUCGCGGCUGCGGCAGCUGGUGGCCAAGGUCGAGAGGGACACGUUCGGCGAGCUGCUGUGCCAUCAGAACCCGCGCGCCUACGACGCCGAGCCACACGGCUUGCGGUGCGCGUCGUCCUUCUUCGUGGGCUUGUCGAAGCCACAGCAGCAGCGACAGCAGCCAUCCCCGCCGCAAGGGCAGCAGCCGCAGUUUGACCUCCGUGCGACGGCGGACGAGUUCCUGCAGGACGUCUACACGUACAGGUUCUGGAGGCCCGGCUUGGAGUUGGCCGUCAAGCACGUCCGGCGGAAGGACCUGCCGCCAUACGUGAUGCACAAGAUUCGUGGUCCGAAUAUCCAUGAGCUCAAGAGGAAGCGCGACGACGACGAUUCUUCACCUUCGUCGCCGACGUUGUGUUCGUCGUCAUCCGCCUCCUCUUGUGACGAUGACUCCGUCCGAAGACCUAGCAGCAGGGCAAGGCUGCAUCCAACAUAG
Messenger RNA from Sorghum bicolor (sorghum), 1647 nucleotides. RefSeq names its product nuclear poly(A) polymerase 4. The record is from RefSeq and is a predicted model, not a curated record. Gene Ontology annotation, cellular component: nucleus. The transcript has a single exon. Gene Ontology annotation, molecular function: RNA binding; poly(A) RNA polymerase activity. The coding region runs from base 1 to 1647 and encodes 548 amino acids. NCBI's taxonomy places the organism in Eukaryota, Viridiplantae, Streptophyta, Magnoliopsida, Poales, Poaceae.